Seminavis robusta is the source of this 5236-nucleotide messenger RNA. The record is from the annotation of a GenBank genome assembly. NCBI's taxonomy places the organism in Eukaryota, Bacillariophyta, Bacillariophyceae, Naviculales, Naviculaceae.
AGUCCCGAACGGGUUCGUUUUUGUUGGAUGCAGGCCGUCGUUGCCGAGAAAGACCAAGACAAGGUCAUGGCCAGAACCAAAGACAUUGCAUCCCAGCAACCGCAACUUUUGCAUCGCAGAGUAGAUCUCUUUGGUUGGUAGACUGUCAAUGAGUGCCAUUGGAUCCUGAAGCAUCAAUUGCCUGAAGAAAAGAAGAAAAGAAGAAAGAGGCGAUCAUCAUUUCUGCGAGAUCUUUGGUCCAGUCCAGCUUACCGUAUCCUGAAAGCAGCAAGAUACCUUUCGUCCAUAUUCACCUAUUAUUGUUCGGUUGCAUUAUUAAAUAAACCAGCACCAUGAUGCCCUUUGCACAUCCCUCUCAACGAUCUCGGUAUCGUUCUGCUCGUUCGGUCCGACCUCAGAGUAUGAAUGGUGGCAGUAACCCUGGAAGCAUCAGUGGGGCUGGCAAGUGGUCCAAGGCCAAAAUGACCUUUUUCGUGGGAGCUGUCCUGGCUGUGGCUGGCAUUACUGUGGUCCCCAUCUUUAUUCUCGAAGGAAGCUAUAGCUAUAAACGCAUCAGUUCCAAUCACCUGCAUCCUUCCAAAAUGCUCCAUUUGGGGGAAGCCAUUCAACGAGAAAUGGCACAAAAGCUACACAACAAUCACCUGCUACCAGCGUCGAGUGAUACUGAUCAGAACAGCAAUACUGUGGAGGAAGGUCAUCCAAAUCAACAACCCGAAGGAGACCUUCUAGAUCACGACAAUGAGCAGCAAGAAGGGGAAGAACCUCCGUCUCCCUUAACCAGAGGAGUCAAUCGGGUACCCAUGAGUAAAACACCCGCAUUAAUAGGAGCCAGACGAGGCCAUAUCCAAUGCGAUGUCCCCAUUGAAGACGAAGAUCGAAUUGUUUAUUGGAACGAGCGACAAGGAGAUCGGGAUCAAGCCUUUGUAUCACCCUUUGUUCUGCCCACCGCCAAUCAGGAAUACUACAUUACCUUUCAGCCCGAUCGUGGAGGAUGGAACAAUAUUCGUAUGAGUAUGGAGAUCUUGUUUGUCAUUGCAUCGGCUACCGGACGGACGUUGGUACUGCCACCCAGAGUUCCUCUCUAUCUACUGGGUCAUGGCAAAGCAGGUGCAAAGAGUUUUGGGGACUUUUUUCCUCUCGACAAUCCCGAUUUAAUGAGCAAGGUCAAGGUCAUUUCCAUGAAGCAAUUCAUUGAAAAGGAAUCCCCCAAAUGGGAAGGCCUCUCCGACGACGAACGCCAAAAGCUGCUCCAAGUUUCCGAAUUGUGUCUCCACCACGACGGCGACGAAAUUGACUGUCAAAUCUUACACAAGCAACUCCGCAAUCGAGGACAUCAACCCCAAAUAAAACCAAGUGAAAAUUGCUUCGUCUUUGAUUUGGACGUGCUCCAAUCGGGCGAUCCAGAAAAACUCAGCGAUGAUCGGCAUCUGGAAGUGGAUCGAUUUUGUGGUGGCCAUCGAACGCCCGUAUUUUACGACAAGACCUUGCAGUCGAUACCCUUUAUUCAUUGGGAUGCCGGAUGUGACGGUCUUGCCAACACCAAAGAAGAUCAAGCCAAGUGCUUUCGACUCCUGCAACAUUUCUACACUUUCAUCUACUUUACCGAUCCCAAAGUGGAUAAUUACUACAAACGCUUUGUGCGAGACUUUCUGCAUUACAAGGACCCCGUCUACUGCGCUGCCGCCAAGGUCAUUCAGGCGGUACAAAAGGAAGCCGAUAAGCUCAAUGUCCCGUGGUCGACCUGGCAUGUCCGACGCGGGGAUUUGCAGUACAAAAAGGUCAAGAUUCCGGCCGAAGAAUGGUGGGAGAACACCAAAGAGGCUUGGAGACCCGGAGAAUUGAUAUACAUUGCCACGGAUGAACGCGACAAGUCCUUCUUUGACCCCGUCCGAAAACAGAAUCACCCCGUCCGCUUUUUGGAUGACUAUUGGGACAUGGCGGGCAUUGGUAAGCUCGACGGCUCGUACGUUGGCAUGGUGGAUACUAUUGUUGCCAGUCAAGGACGAGCAUUUGCCGGAACUUGGUUCUCAACCUUUACUGGAUACAUCAAUCGACUGCGAGGAUACAUGGGAAAAUCCAUGAAAGAUUCGUGGUACUCCUUCCUGCCAAGAAAGGAAGUGAUGCGAGAGUUUACCUUUCCAGACGGCAAUUAUCCCGCUCGAGAAUGGCAGAUUGGGUGGCUUGGCAUUGACACUGAUGAACACGAUUUCGUGGAACAUGGGGUUCCUGCAGAUGAUAUUCACGACAAGGCAGUUCUGCGGUUACAACUACCGGAUGCUCCCAAGGAAAGCAAGGAAGCCCAGAAAGAGUCCAUCAAGUUUAAGAAAAUCGACUUCGCGGUCAGUGAUCUCAAGCCAGACGUAGGGUUUCGAGAAAAGCCGGUGGCGCGAUUAGUUGCCGGGAGACCCAUGGACGAGACGCCAGCUGUAAAAGGAGCGUCUCGGGCUCACGUGGAGUGCGAAAUCAACGUAGAUUCUCUGGCCUACUGGAAUGAUCCUCAGUCAGAACGGGACCAAAACUUUCAGUCUCCGUUUGCUGUCCAAGGUGAUACAAAGUACAUCACAUUCGCACCGGACAGAGGAGGCUGGAACAACAUCAGAAUGUGCAUGGAAAUCAUCUUUGUCAUUGCUGCCGUCACCGGGAGAACUCUCGUUUUGCCACCGAAGGCACCUCUGUAUCUCCUGAACAAAGACAGCAAGUCCAAACACCGAGGCUUUGCAGACUUCUUCCCAUUGCACACCGCCGAGUUUCAAAAACGAGUCAAGGUCAUCACCAUGGAAGAAUUUGUCAAACGAGAGGGCGGUCCGGAUGGACGGCUCCCAAUACCAGAUGGAAAACAAAAAGCCGUAGAGGGCGCAGCCGAUGUCUGCGACAGAAAUCCAAGGAGCGAAAUAAGCUGUGACCUAGUUUACGAUUACUUGAUUUCUGCGGGUCACUCUCCAAUGAUCCGAGCAAAGGAUUCGUGUGUAGUCUUUGACGAGGAUGCCUACAAUGGAAGGGACCUCACUGCAGAGAAUAAAGCAAUUGUGAAGAAGCGUUGUGGUGAGCGCGCUCCGACAUAUUGGGACAAUAAGUUGCAGGAUAACGUGUUGAUCCAUUUCAGAGCCUCGGAGAAGGAAUACCGACUCCUGGCACAUUUCUAUGGCAUGAUCUACAUUACAAACCCAGCCAUUGACCAUUACUACAAGCGUUUCGUGAGAGAUUUUCUGCAUUACCACGAUUCAAUCUACUGUGCGGCGGGAAAGAUCGUGAAAGCACUGCAAGCGGAAGGCGAAAAGCGCGGCUUCUUAGCUGACGACGAAGGGGGUGGUGGCUACUCAGCGCUUCACGUGCGCAGGGGUGAUCUUCAAUACAAGAAAGUGAAAAUCCCUGCAGAGGAAUGGUAUGAAAACACGAAGGAAGUAUGGAGGCCUGGUGAAAUUCUGUAUAUUGCCACGGAUGAACGAAACAAAACUUUCUUCGACCCUAUCAAAGAGCACAACGAUAUCAGAUUCCUUGAUGACUACUUUGAAAUGGCCGGCCUUAAGGAUCUGGACCCCAACUAUAUGGGGAUGAUUGACACCAUUGUGGCAAGCCGAGGUCGUGCCUUUGCAGGGACUUGGUUUUCGACAUUUUCUGGCUACAUCAACCGUUUGCGCGGGUAUCAUGGGAUGUCAAUGAUGGACUCAUGGUAUUCGUGGCUGCAGCGCAAGGAUGCGCUUCAUAAAUGGGAAGAAGUUGACCAUUUCGCGUACGCGUUUGAAUGGCCAGAUUGCUGGGUUGGCAUCGAUGCUGAUGUUUGGCCCUCCAGGGAUAAAUUCUAAUGAAGUCAAUAAUUACAGUAUGAUUGCUCUUGAGAUGAGUUGCGCUCAUGUUGCAGCCGUGGAGACUUGUGGUCAAACCGAGCAGGUGAAAUGAAUAGUGGAAUGAUUAGAAAGCACCUGCUUCUGCAAUCCCCAGUAGCCAUGGCAUCAUAGACACACUGAUCCUUCGAGUCUUCCGGCUGCUCAAAGGCCUUCUCAGCAGCUUCCAUGGCAGUGGAUUCACCAGCCACUGUCCCACCUUCUUUGUGCUUGGCAUCAUGCUGCACAGAAAUGGGUGCUGGGGAAGUGGUUUGUCUGGAAGAGCUUGGGCUCAUUAUCAAGCACUUGCCAUUCAUUUCCAAAGGCAUCAGCAUCAGACAUCGUGGUACCAUUUCGAGCAAGCCACUCCCAGUACCAAUUCUCGCAGAAUGAAGACACUUGAUGCCUCCAUACUCCUGAAAGCCGGCACCAACUGUCUUGAUACCAACCAGGUUCUUGAAGGAUUGGAUCACACAACCUGCAUUCUCUCUCCCAGAGCACUAGUGAACACAUUGUGCUUGGACGUGGCAUUCUUGUGAGUGACACUGUACUUAUCCAGCUUCUCUGAGUCAAGAUCAGCAUUGGAGAUUCCACCCAACAUGUAUAGCUAGCAUUUAGGCACCAACUUCCAAAACUCGAAGACAUCACCUGCGGCCUUCAAAGGAACAUCAUCAAAGUUAGCAUCUUAUGGCAAGGAAACCCAAUCAGCGCUGUCAAGACCUUCCUAACAUGACAACUGCAGUCUAUUGCAGUAGAGAUGGAGUGACCUGAAAUCCUGAAAGUGUAACCAUCCGGAGAAUUGCCAGAGAAGCAAAUGUAAUCAACUCCUGCAAAAUCUAUGGAGACUGCCAACACAAUCAACAUUUCACAUGUACCAUUAAUAGCCCAAGCACUGAUGAUGCUCAUGGGGGAUGAGAAAGUCAAACAGCCAAACCAAAAAGUUUCCACAGACACUAAAGAGCUAGGUAGUACUAGAUUAGAAGAGGUCGAGAGCCGAGAGCUUCCACGUAGAUGUCACCGUGUUUUCGCCUUUUCUGGCUAAGCGAGUCGAGUCGAGUCACUUUUUGCUACCGUGAAAGCGCAAAAGAUACCGUACAGGUCGGUACCAGCACAGCUCCAGCACCCUUUUGAAAGAUACUGGCACAAGGCUCUUUCUCAUUCUUUAGCAGCUGGCUGUUGUUGCUUGAUGUCAUGCAGCUGCUGGAACUUGAACUGCUCGCACAGAAGACAAAACUCCAUGGAGAACUUCGGUUCCGGAAACUGAGACUUUGUUAAGUAUUCUAGGAGAACUGCGACACUUCUGUUCACUGAUGCUGUCCAGCUUUGUUGGGAACCACCAAACGAUGGACAAGCUUGUCAUGGUCUUGACACCACGCAGCUUUUUGGAUGGCUCUGGACCCUCUAUCCCAGCUCCC